Molecule: messenger RNA, 1179 nt
Organism: Coffea eugenioides
Lineage: Eukaryota; Viridiplantae; Streptophyta; Magnoliopsida; Gentianales; Rubiaceae
Product: glyoxylate/hydroxypyruvate reductase HPR3-like
Exons: 2
Coding region: 93-1037 (314 amino acids)
Cellular component (GO): cytosol
Molecular function (GO): NAD binding; hydroxypyruvate reductase [NAD(P)H] activity; glyoxylate reductase (NADPH) activity
Source: RefSeq, a predicted model, not a curated record
AACAGAAGAUAACGAAAAACACCAAAAAAAAAAAAUAGUUUCCAUAUUUCCUAAACACCAGAAAACGCAGAACAUAAACAUAGAUUAAACAUAUGGCCUCCAUUGUCCUAUAUCUCAACAAUUCGGCAAAAGACAUAACAUUUCCCCUGCUUGAAGACCGGUUUCAGUUCCUGAAUCCGAAUACUAGCUCCGACUCAUCGUUUUCAAGUCUUGCCGGGACAGUUCGGAUCCUGCUUUGUGUGGCAAAUUCACCGGUUAACUCCGAAACUUUGGAUAAGUAUCCAUCCCUGGAGUGUGUUGUGGGCUCGACCACCGGCCUUAACCAUAUAGACCUCGCCGAGUGUCGCCGCCGGGGGAUAAGGGUCACCAAUGCCGGUGAUGCUUUUGCUGAUGACGCAGCGGACUAUGCGGUUGGGCUGUUAAUUGACACUCUUCGUCGAAUCUCGGCGGCUGACAGGUUUGUCCGGGCCGGGUCUUGGGCUGUCAAGGGACUGUUCCCGUUAAGCUACAAGGUAUGGGGUAAGAGAGUGGGAAUCGCUGGAAUGGGGAGCAUAGGCAGGAGAAUCAGCAAGAGGCUUCAAGCCUUCGGGUGCAGCAUUGCAUACAACUCUAGGAAGCCAAAAGCCAAUAUUUCUUUCCCAUUCUACGCAAGCGUUCAGGAACUGGCUUCCAACGUUGAUAUUCUAGUGGUUUGUUUGGCAUUGACAAAUGAGACUCGCCACAUAAUUACCAGAGACGUGAUGAAAGCCCUGGGAAAGGAAGGGAUCAUCGUUAACAUUGGCCGCGGAUCUCUCAUUGACGAGAAGGAAAUGGUUAAAUUGUUGGUGAAGGGUGAAAUUGGAGGAGCGGGUCUUGAUGUGUUCGAGAACGAGCCUGUGGUGCCUCAGGAGCUAUAUGCAUUGGGCAAUGUUGUAUUGUCUCCACAUAGAGGCGGUGCAGUCCCAGAAUCGUUAUUACGGUUACAGGAGAUCAUGAUAGCCAAUAUCGAAGCUUUCUUUGCAAAUAAGCCUUUGCUUUCAGAGAUUGAGCUGGAAUGAUUAUCUUGGAUUCUUUCCUUCCUAGGACUCCAUUGUAUCUCGUCUGUGUUACGAGAAUCUGAUACUCCUAUGCAACUAAAGAACUUUGCGUCUGGUUAAAGAAUAAGUGCGUUUGAUAAAACUGAAGUUUGAAUUCAUUAAA